CACCAAUAUAUAGCUAAUCAACUCUUCACUUCCCCCUCAUAAAAUGGCUCGUUUUGCAUUCUUGGACGUUUCUCUCUCCUUAAUUUUCAACAUCUUGAUCUCUCAGUCCCUCCCAUCACACGCCAUCUCCUCCUGCUACGGCUCGUGCCGUGACCUAAACGACUGCGAGGGCCAGCUCAUCUGCAUCAACGGCAAGUGCAACGACGACACCGAUCUCGGAACCCGAAUUUGCAGAAGAACCCCAGCUCCUGGCGGUGGGUGCAAGCAGUAUGGUACUCUCACUUGCGAUGGCAAUACCUACCCUACCUACAGGUGCUCUCCUCCAGUCACGUCCUCCACGCAAGCCAAACUCACCAACAAUGACUUCAGCGAGGGCGGUGACGGUGGUGGCCCGUCGGAGUGCGACGACAGGUACCAUUCGAACAGCGAGCGGAUCGUUGCGCUGUCGACCGGGUGGUACGAUGGCGGGUCGAGGUGCGGAAAGAUGAUAAGGAUCACGGCUAAUGGGAGGAGCGUGGUGGCUAAGGUGGUGGACGAGUGUGACUCCAUGCAUGGGUGUGAUGCCGAGCAUGCGGGCCAGCCGCCGUGUAAGAAUAAUAUUGUUGACGGCUCCGAUGCCGUGUGGAGUGCCCUGGGGCUGAACAAGGAUUUGGGUGUUGUUGACGUUACUUGGUCCAUGGCCUAGGUAAUUUGUCCUUAAGAUCGACUUAUAUUAGCUAUCCGAAUAAGGACCAGAGAUCAAACUAUGUUUCCUGGUCUUUCAAGUAGUAAAAUAGUUAACAAUCAAUAUAUAUGAUAUGCCAGCUGCCUAUGGUUUUAGGUUUUCUAAACAUAUGUAUGGCAUGUAGGCUUAAUAGUUUCGAGUUCGGCACCAUGAUGUGAUGCGGAAAGGUGUGGCAAUAUGCAACUAAAAACUGUAACGAAUAUCGACUAAAAUAAAACCUUCGAGUUCAAGUUGUUACAUACCUAGCUAA
Morus notabilis is the source of this 974-nucleotide messenger RNA. RefSeq names its product kiwellin. NCBI's taxonomy places the organism in Eukaryota, Viridiplantae, Streptophyta, Magnoliopsida, Rosales, Moraceae. The transcript has a single exon. The coding region runs from base 44 to 685 and encodes 213 amino acids. The record is from RefSeq and is a predicted model, not a curated record.